AUGAUCCCGCGAUCUUUUUUGCGCAUACGAACGCUAUUUGCAGCAUUGAUGCUCCUUAUCUUUCUCACCUGGACAAUAUUGAGACAUCUCGAAGCCUACCUCCCCAAUCUCUCGUCUCCACAGGCCAUCACAGACCUGACACCCUCACAUCGCCAAUUCUGGCGGGAAUUCCACGCCCUGCUAGAAAAGUAUGCGCCAGACACAGAGCCUAUCAUCGAAUACGAAAAGGCGUCCACAGAAGGCUUCAAUGCCCGCAAUGCACCACCACGCCCAGAUACACUCUACAUUCCAGAAGAAGACGUCACAACAAUGAAAGAAGCGCAUACCGGGUUCGUCAAUACAAUCGCCAACUCCCCACCCGAUCUCCCCUACCUCCCGGGCACAAAAGGCAUAGUUUCAACAGCAGGAGGGACGUACCUCCCAGUGCUAGUGAUAUCCCUCCGCAUGCUCCGCCGAACCGGCUCCACCCUCCCAAUGGAAGUCUUCCUCUCCGACGAAGACGAGUACGAAGAGUACAUAUGCGACAUAGUCCUCCCCUCCCUGGACGCGCGGUGCAUAACGCAGACGCCUUCCCCCCUCCAGAAACCAGAACAUCUCUUCACGACCGAGCCCUUCCUCUCAAAGAGAAUGCUCACCUGGCCCGAUUUCUGGGCUUCAUCUGUUUCCCCGCUCUUCUACGAUAUUGCAAACUACCCACCCCCACCAAUGGACCUACGCCAAUCAACAGAAUCGGGCGAAGUCCUCCUCUCUAAGAGAUCACAUCUUCGAACCCUCCUCUUAACAACAUACUACAACUACCACGGUUCCUCGCAUUAUUAUCCGCUGCUUUCACAGGGCGCAGCCGGCGAAGGCGAUAAGGAGACCUUCGUCGCAGCCGCGACGGCCAUGCAAGAGUCCUUCUACCAGGUCAGCGAGUCUAUCUGCGCCCUCGGGCAUGAAACCCGCAGCGGUUUGGCCGGUUCUGCAAUGGCGCAGUUCGAUCCAGCUCAGGACUUCGCCUCGACUAGUCGUGGGAUAUGGCGUGUCAGAGGCGAUGAUGCACCCGCGCCAGAUGUAUUUUUCAUCCAUGCCAACUUCCCAAAGUUCAAUCCUGCUACUGUGUUUGAGAUCCAUGAGGUUAACCCUACGUAUACGGAUGAGGGUGAGUAUACGCGGGCUUGGACAUUGCCGGUUGAUGUUGUACGGGGGUUUAAUGGUAGGGUUGAUGUUGAGAAGGGGUUUUGGGAGGAGAUUCUUUGGACGGCUUGUGAGCUUGAGGAUAAGUUUCAGAGUUGGCUUGCGUAUGAGGGAAUUUGCGACGCGGUGAGCGUUUACUGGGGUGCUGUCUUUGGGGUGGAUUGA
Penicillium mononematosum is the source of this 1341-nucleotide messenger RNA. RefSeq lists its product as uncharacterized. The transcript has 2 exons. Gene Ontology annotation, molecular function: alpha-1,2-mannosyltransferase activity. The record is from RefSeq and is a predicted model, not a curated record. Lineage: Eukaryota; Fungi; Ascomycota; Eurotiomycetes; Eurotiales; Aspergillaceae. Gene Ontology annotation, biological process: mannan biosynthetic process. The coding region runs from base 1 to 1341 and encodes 446 amino acids. Gene Ontology annotation, cellular component: Golgi apparatus.